Molecule: messenger RNA, 2420 nt
Organism: Oncorhynchus tshawytscha (Chinook salmon)
Lineage: Eukaryota; Metazoa; Chordata; Actinopteri; Salmoniformes; Salmonidae
Product: phosphatidylinositol 3-kinase, catalytic subunit type 3
Biological process (GO): autophagy of peroxisome; phosphatidylinositol-mediated signaling; autophagosome assembly
Cellular component (GO): phosphatidylinositol 3-kinase complex, class III, type II; membrane; cytoplasm
Molecular function (GO): 1-phosphatidylinositol-3-kinase activity
Source: RefSeq, a predicted model, not a curated record
UCGAUUACUUUUCCCUGACGUCAGCUUUAUAUGCCUUUGCGGUGCUCACAAAAAAAUAUAAUCAUGUCCGAAAAGUCAUCUGUCGCUAUAAUGUCAUUCCCGUGAAUCGAGACGAUUAAAGUUCACAUUCGAUUGGACUGCUCGUUUAUAAACUGACUGUAUUUCAGUAAAAAAAUGCCAAGUGGAGAGACUGUAUUGCUUGAACGCUAACGUUACCCAUGGUGUUUUUUCAAAUAGGCCUUUGCAAGCGAGCCCACCGUCUGUGAGGAGGCUGAAGUUAGUAGCUACAAUCCAAUUUCCCGCUGUGAUUUAUGAGUAACGAAGUCGACGAAAGAUGGACACAGACAAAUUUAACUAUGUGUACAGUUGUGACUUGGAUAUUAAUGUUCAACUGAAAAUAGGCAGCUUGGAGGGCAAGAGGGAGCAGAAGAGCUACAAGGCGCUGCUGCAGGAUCCCAUGCUCUGGUUCUCUGGCCUUUACCAGGAGAGCUGCUCAGACCUCUAUGUUACCUGUCAGGUGUUUGCAGAGGACAAGCCUCUGGCGCUGCCCGUACGCACCUCCUACAAGGCCUUCAGCACCUGCUGGAACUGGAAUGAGUGGUUGAGGCUGCCAGUGAAGUACCCAGACCUGCCCCAGAGUGCCCAGGUGGCCCUAACGGUGUGGGAUGUGUACGGGCCGGGCCGAGCCACCCCUGUGGGGGGAACCACCGUCACCCUCUUCGGCAAAUAUGGCAAAGCCAGACUGAAUACUGCUGACUGUACACUACCGGUCAAAGGUUUUAGCACACCUACUCAUUCAAGGGUUUUUCUUUAUUUUUACUAUUUUCUACAUUUUCGUAACGAGCCAGGGCUGACCAAGGCCCACCGGCAGGGUCACAUGGUGAAGGUAGACUGGUUGGACUUCAGAGGAAUAGAGAUGAUCAAUGAGAGGGAGAAAUGCAGUUCCAACUUCAUGUACCUAAUGGUGGAGUUUCCUCGUGCCAAAACUGGGGAAAAGCCAGAGUACAGUAUUGUCUAUUAUGAGAAGGAUGGAGAUGACACUUCACCUGUGCUCACCAGCGCUGACAUCGUCAAAGUCCCCGACCCUCAGAUGUGCAUGGAGAACCUUUUGGAGAGCAAGCACCAUAAGCUAGCCCGUAGCCUGCGGUGCGGACCGUCAGACCACGACCUAAAGCCUAACGCUGCCACACGAGACCAGCUCAACGUCAGUACCGUCACUCGACAACAACCGCGUGUUCCCCAGAUCUUGACUGCUCCAGCGGUGCCCUCACCUGUCCAGAAAGGAAAAGAAGGGGCGGCCAGCGAGAACCUCGAGCAGGACCUGUGUACCUUCCUCAUCUCCCGUGCUUGUAAGAAUUCAACACUGGCCAAUUAUCUGUACUGUUCUGGGCUGAUUCCACGAGUGGCGCCCCCGUUGUUUCAGACGGAGCGACUGCAGGCUCUGCUGGCGGACAAUGAGAAGGUGAACCUGUGUGAGAUUGACCCCAUCCCUCUGCCUCUGGAACCCUCGGUGAGAAUCAGAGGCAUCGUACCAGACACCGCCACACUAUUCAAGAGUGCUCUGAUGCCAGCCAAGCUGAUCUUCAAGGCUGAGGAAGGGAAGAUGUAUCCUGUCAUCUUUAAACACGGAGACGACCUGAGACAAGACCAGCUCAUCCUACAGAUCAUCUCUCUCAUGGACAAGCUGCUGAGGAAAGAGAAUCUAGACCUGAAGUUGACGCCUUACAAAGUGCUGGCCACAAGCACCAAGCAUGGGUUCAUGCAGUUUGUCCAGUCGGUGCCUGUGGCUGAAGUCCUGGCCACUGAAGGAAACAAUCCAGAGAAAACACGCCCCCAGUGAUAAGGGGCCCUAUGGCAUCAGUGCUGAGUUGAUGGACACCUACGUCAAGAGCUGUGGUGAGUCUACUGCUACUAACACCCUCCCACCUCACUGUCUCGGACCAAUCCCAGGCCUUGGUGUGGGUGACAUUAAAGACGCACUCCAGCAAUUGUUUUUACUUUUCCUGUUGAAAAACAAUAUCCCAUGUUUAAAUGCAGUAAUGUACACACACUCAAAGAUACUGUAUGCAGAAAUCGCUCCACCAUUUCCUGGUUGCAAAAAUGUGAAUGUUUAACUUAAUUUCAGUUGGUGUCAAAACAAGCAGAGUGUAGAGAAUCAUUGUACCAUCUAAACCUCUGUGAAAUAUAUUUUACAUAACCCAAAAUUGUGUGUGUGUGUGUGAGAGAGAGAGAGAGAGAGCUUGACAGGAUCCAUCCAUGACACUACUGAACAGAGGCCAAUGAUGCACUGCCAACCUCUGCUCACUGCAAGAAUGGAGAAAACUAAACCCGGACUGUGCGUUAGCAUUUUGUAUAUAUUCUGUAUAUUAUUGAUUCAACAUAUGAGAUGUAUGGCCAAAUAAAACCCUGUUGCUACGGUA